Molecule: messenger RNA, 759 nt
Organism: Funneliformis geosporum
Lineage: Eukaryota; Fungi; Glomeromycota; Glomeromycetes; Glomerales; Glomeraceae
Source: the annotation of a GenBank genome assembly
AUGGGCGAACUACAUUUAGAAGUUUCGGUAGAAAGAUUACGCCAAGAAAACAGGUUAGAAAUAGAAAGAAAACAGCAAAAAGUAUCCUACCGAGAAAGUAUUACUAAGAAGUUAGAAAAUGUGGAAGCGCAGUAUAAAAAACAAAGUGGUGGAAGUGGACAUUUUGCUAGAAUUUGGAUUAAUUUUGAACCAAAUGAAGGAAAGGGUUUUGAAUUUGUUGAUAAAACCUCGGGUCAAGGAAUGGAUAAAAAGAAAGGCGAAGUAGAGGAAGUGCGAAAGGGUUUAGAAGAAGCAAUGUCCUUUGGCUUGCUGCUAAACUACUCUUUGCUAGAUUUAAAGGCUAUUUUAAUUAAAGGACAAAGGCAUGAAGUAGAUACCAAGCCAGGGGAUUUUAAAAAUGCGGCCAUUUUAGCACUGCGAGGUGAUGGAAUGGAGGAACGAAAGAAAAGAAUCCAAGAACUGGGUGUGGCUCUAUUAGAACCAAUCAUGCAAGUAGAAAUAAUAGUUCCUAGAGAUUAUAUGGGGGAUGUCUUGGCUGACCUCGGUUCACGGCGAGCCAUGAUUGAAAAUACCGAAGAAAAAGAGGGUGCGGUUUAUAUUAAUGGCGAAAUUCCGUUGAAGGAAAUUCUUAGUUAUUCGGUUACUUUACGGCAAUUGACUAAGGGUCGAGGAGAAUACUCAAUGCAUUUGAUUCGUUAUCAAAAAGUUCCCGAAAAUGUCUUAGAAGAAAUAUUAAAAGAAGAAAAAUUAAGAUUAUAA